GUUUAGUUGGUGUUGUACGAGGAUGGGAGUGAGCGGGUUGUGUAUCUGUGGUGCGACGCUUGUCCUGUUGGCCACGGUGGUCCCUUCCCAUGCCGGGCUGUACACUCCGGAUGAGCCGGUGGUGCAUCUCGAUAGAAAGGCCCACACGUACUUGUUGGGAUCCCGCAGUUUUUGGGUGGCAGAAUUUUAUGCGUCUUGGUGUGGCCACUGUCAGCGUUUCAAACCAUCAUGGAGUGGUCUGGCCGAGGAUAUCAAGGACUGGAGACCAGUGGUGUAUUUGGGUGUGAUAGACUGUGCCGAGUCGUCCAACUUCGAAACAUGUAAUGAAUUUGGAGUCGAAGGAUAUCCUACUAUUAAGUCCUUCAAAUCCUUUACAAAAGAAGUUUCUCAAGGUGUUUCAGAGGACGCGGUCCAUUCUGUCCAGGCGUUAAGGGAAAACAUUAUUACAAGACUGGAGGAACAAAAGGAUUCCAGACCCUCUUCAUGGCCCCCCUUGGAGCCAAUCAGUACAUUUGAAGUUGAAAAUUUCUUCAAAACUAAACAAGAGAAUUAUCUGGCACUGAUAUUCGAGGAACCCUCAAUGUACAUAGGACGAGAGACCACAUUGGAUAUGGUACAGUAUGAAGGUGUCUCUGUGCGCAGGGUCCUUAGAGAUCAGAAUGACAUGGUUAACAAAUUCUGGAUAACCUCCUAUCCAUCUCUUGUCUUGCUGAGUCGAAAUGGAUCCAACACUGUAGUAAAUUUGAAAGCAGACACUCGCUCUUCAUACACUGACUUCUUGCGUUCACUCCCUGGAGUGAGGAAAAAAAACCUCUUUAUCAUUGGGGUGGCCAACAACGGUACUACCGAACAAGAUGAUAGACGGAUUGCAGACAGUACCAAACUAUAUAUGGCAGAUCUGGAGUCAGCAGUGCAUUAUACUCUGCGAGCAGAAGUUUCACGUUUCAGCCAUUUGGAAGGAGAAAGACUUGAUGCUCUCAUCGCCUAUGUCAGUGUACUGAGAAAGUAUUUUCCUGCCCGACCUUAUGGGACAACACUGCUAAAAUCUAUCCACUCCUGGCUCCAUGAUCGUGCAGGGAAAGAAGUCCUUUACAAAGACUUUGAGAAUGUCUUAAACAACAAGGAUGAGGCUCAGAAUGCGGUGCUAUCUUCCAGUGUGAAUUAUGUGUGGUGUCAGGGCUCCCAUCCCAAUUUCCGUGGUUUUCCAUGUUCUCUCUGGACCCUUUUCCACUUCCUCACUGUCCAGGCCUCUGAAGACACCGCUGCACCUCCUACGGAGGUGCUUCUGGGAUUGCGAGGCUACGUGAAAAACUUCUUUGGCUGCAGAGAGUGUGCUGGGCACUUUGAGAGCAUGGCAGCAGAAUCAAUGAAUACUGUCAACACUCUGGAUGAAGCCAUCCUAUGGCUUUGGGAUCGCCAUAAUCGUGUGAACAAAAGACUUGCAGGGCAACCAAGUGAGGAUCCAGAAUUCCCAAAACUUCCGUGGCCAUCAAAAACACUUUGUCCCUUUUGUCAAGUCGAGGAUGGUGGAGAUGAGCUGGCUUGGGACAUUCCAAAUGUUCUGAACUUUAUGAAGACUCAUUAUUCAAGGCAAAACUUGGCAAAUGAUUAUCUGGAGGAUGAGGAGGUGCUCUUGGAAAGACAGAAGAAUGGCACUAAGAAAGAAGUAACAAAGCCAAAUGAAGAUAUCUCGGUAGAGGAAACCAGUGACAAGACCGAGAGCCACAUUAAUCUAAGGUAUCCACAACGAAAUGCAGAAGAUCAUGAAAAUAAAAACGUACCCCUUACAACUCAAGAAACCAAUCCAGACAAGAACCCAACAGAGUCAGAGGUUCAGUUUGCAGCCCAUCUGAGAGUAGAGGAUGAAAAAAAUACUGGUGAAGGAAAUUCGUUUUUGCUUAGUUUGUUGCCAAGCAGAUCUCUGCAGGGUUCCAUUGAGCUUGGCAGUGACCAUGCUCUCCAGGCUAAGAUAAUCAUUGAUAUCCCAGAAGAGGAGUUUGACCACAUUGCAGUGAGGAAACGGCUGUUGAGAAGGGGUAUUGAUGAAAACUUCAUUGGAGUGGUAGCUGAAAAGGGGACCGUAAAUGUAAAGGGACGCUUGGGUAAGAUGCUGGAAGUGGGAUUUUCUCGCCUGGACAUAAGCCUAUGUGUGUUAUUGUAUUUCCUUUCCAGUAUGUGCUUGCUCUGCAUGUACCUAUACAUGAGCCUCCGAACACGUUGCCUUCGGCAGCGAACUUUCUAUCCAUAAGCAUGGCGUAGGCAUUCUCUGUGUGAGCAGCAGCAUGCCUCACUUCCAAGAUCUAUAAUAAUACAGCCUUCCAAUGCACAGUCUUCCUAUGGCCAACAGUUUUAAAGAGUCAGUCAUUGUAAUAAACUGAUGCCUUUUAUGAAAAUAAUA
Xenopus tropicalis (tropical clawed frog) is the source of this 2398-nucleotide messenger RNA. It is a transcript of the gene qsox1, whose product is annotated as quiescin sulfhydryl oxidase 1. Gene Ontology annotation, biological process: cell redox homeostasis. Bases 23 to 2248 code for a protein of 741 amino acids. Lineage: Eukaryota; Metazoa; Chordata; Amphibia; Anura; Pipidae. Gene Ontology annotation, cellular component: extracellular region. The record is from RefSeq and is a predicted model, not a curated record. Gene Ontology annotation, molecular function: thiol oxidase activity; oxidoreductase activity; flavin-dependent sulfhydryl oxidase activity. The transcript is spliced from 12 exons.